Molecule: messenger RNA, 1488 nt
Organism: Prunus armeniaca (apricot)
Lineage: Eukaryota; Viridiplantae; Streptophyta; Magnoliopsida; Rosales; Rosaceae
Source: the annotation of a GenBank genome assembly
AUGGGGGAGGAUGACUCUUCUAACCCUCAUGGCGGUAGCACCACUGCUUCCUCCUUUCCUUCUCAACCAACCAUAGCCGAGUUGAGUGCCCAGGUGGCUCAACUAAUGCAGAUGCAAACUCAGACCUCGAACUUGAUCCUAACCCAGGAUCCUACCAAGACGACCCCGACCUCGACUCAGACGACGACCCCGACCUCGAAUCAGACGACGACCUUGAACCCGAAUCAGACAACGAUUCCGACGACGAUUACCUAUGAAGCUUCCGCUGCACAGAUUGGCAUAAAGUUGGAUGGCACCAACUAUGCCCUAUGGUCCCAAGUUGUAGAGUUGUAUAUCUCCGGCAAAGACAAAUUGGGAUAUAUUAAUGGUGAUCUUCCACAACCUCUUUUGACCGCUCCAACGUUUCCUCGCUGGCGCACCGAGAACUCUAUUGUAAAGGGAUGGCUCAUCAAUUCUCUAGAGCAGAGCUUGAUUGGCAAUUUCAUUCGUUUUCCGACGGCAAAAGCAGUGUGGGAUGCAAUUGCCACAACUUACUAUGAUGGCACUGACACCUCUCAGGUUUAUGAUCUGAAACGACGAGUCUCCCGUAUGCGACAAGCUGACGGCUCUAUUGAAACCUAUUACAAUACUCUCCAAAGCUUAUGGAGAGAAAUUGAUUUCCGUCGUCCAAAUAUGAUGGAGUAUGAAAAUGAUAUCAAGCGGUAUAAUGAUAUUCUACAGGAAGAUCGAGUUUACAUAUUUCUGGAUGGCCUUGAUGAUCGUCUUGAUAAGGCCCGAAGUGAUGUUCUUCACAUGACUCCAUUCCCUACUGUGGACCAAGCUUAUGCCUAUGUUCGCCGUGAAGAUGUUCGACAAGCAGUGAUGAUGGGUUCAUCUGCACCCACUGGCGCUGGCUUAGCGGCGAAGAGUGCGCCUCGAUCAGGUCCCCCUACUCGUGCCGGACAGCCCCAUAAUUCCUCUACUCCAGCCCACCUUCAGAUCCAAUCAUAUGCUACUGCUGCUGGUGCGCCACCUCCUAAAACUAUCCCACCUUCCCGUCCCAAGGCUCCGACUGAUGGAAGUGGUUGCACGCACUGUGGCAAUCCCAAACAUACCCGUGACACCUGUUUUAAGCUGAAUGGUUAUCCUGAUUGGUGGGAGGACCUCCGCGCUCGCAAGCUCAGAGAAACUGCUAGUAAUUCCGGCCGUGCUGCUCUUGUCUCUACCGAACCCCAAUUAGCCUUGUUCCCGCAGGUAGACCCUACUGAUAGUCCUGCGCUUCCGGAUGUCUCAGGUAACUGCGGUUAUGCAUUUCAUACUUCUGAUAUACGAGAUACUACUGGUUGGAUAAUUGAUUCUGGCGCCACUGAUCAUAUGACCUUUGAUCCGAAUGAUUUUUUGCACACCACUACACCCCGCCGCACAAGUAUUGCCAAUGCAAAUGGAGUUACCUAUCCUGUAACAGGGGCCGGCACUGUCGCCCUUUUCACCUUCUCUGUCCCUUUCUAA